Candidula unifasciata is the source of this 2658-nucleotide messenger RNA. NCBI's taxonomy places the organism in Eukaryota, Metazoa, Mollusca, Gastropoda, Stylommatophora, Geomitridae. The record is from the annotation of a GenBank genome assembly.
AUGGCAUCUGAGAGCAUUGGAUUGGAUGAUAUUGUGACAACCCUAAUGUCAAUGGGAUUUGAGUUUAAUGAUUGCCAGGAAGCAAUUAUCAAUGGCAAACUUACAGUUCAAGCAGCCAUUGAUUGGUUGUUGUCUGGCAAGCCAGGAAAUGUUGUAGAUUCUCAGCCUUCAUUAAAACUCAAUAAGUCCCAGACUUCUGGACAACUCCAGGGCAGCACCAGUAAUCCAUUUGUUCCAGAAAAUGUGACAGCUUUAAGAGGCAGCUCAUCCUCUGAGAUUUUGUCUUCCUCAAGCAUUAUGGGAGUGGAUGUUGGUGAUGACACAGUUGUGAGCCGGUCACACCUUUCUGAGAAGCAGCAGCAGAUCAAGUCAAGUUUUGAAGAAAAAGAAAGGCAAGAGGCAAGACGUCAAGUUAAUGAAGAAAAGCGCCAGAGGAAAUUGGAGCGGGAAAGAAUAUUGAAAGAAAUCCAGGAAGAUAGAGAAAAGGUUCGGUUAACUAAACAUUUAAAAACAGAGCCAAGUCCACAAUCCCAGCCGCAAGCCAGCACAUCUCCAGAUCAGCAACCAGAUGUUGCAGGCUCGUCGUCACAGAGCCCAGAGGACAUUAAUGAUAGUACUACUGCAAUUCAGGUGCGUCUUCCCUCUGGCCGAAUCUAUCGUCACAACUUUCCAGUAACAGCCACAUUAAACAAUGUAUGGGAUGCAGUGUAUGAUCAACUUCAGACAGCCAUGCUUGCUCAUUCUGGCUUCAUUCAGCCAUUUCCUAGGCGGGAAUUAACAAAAGAAGAAAUGCAGAAGACUUUGCAUGAGCUUGGUCUUGUGCCUUCUGGUUCCUUGGUGCUAAAGAAGAAAGUAGCUGAUCAGGCUGCUGUGUCAGAACCAACACAGCCCGCAGCUGUGAUGAAUGCUCUUGAUGAUGCUGAGAGAGACAGGCAAGAGGAAGAUAAUGAGGAGGGUUGGGAUGAGGAGGCUUCCGAUCAAGUUGAGCAUCAGUGGGGAAGAGGGUUCAGAGUUGAAGGCCAAGAUGGUCAUGAGGAACAGCAAAUGGGGAUGGAUGUUGAUGAACCUGGUGAUGAGAACGGAAUAGGUGGCCUCUUUGAGCAGAUUGCAGGACUUGGUCAGCAUCCUUUUCUGGCACCACAGCAAGUGUUCCGCGGGUUUGGGCAGAGGCUGGUGCCUGCUGGGGUUCCAGGGGACAACGAUACACAUUUAAGAAGAGGGGCUGCUGCUAUGGCAGCUGAAGCGGCUGCACAAAGAUUUGCCAAUCCUCAGCCUCCAGCAAAUCCAGAUCCUAAGCCCUCCCAAAGUGAAAUCAUUUACACAGUCCGCAGUCUUCAAGAUCUGGCUAUGUUUGCCCUGGCUCGAAGGCUGACAGAUCCAAGAAACCCUAUUUACUCAAUGGCAGGUUUGCCAGAGGAGCUGUUACAGAAAUUUCUUGCCUAUCUCAUGAAAGAAAGGCUUCUGAAACCUAAAAUCUUGCACCUGAUUCCAAGUUAUCUAAACAGAUUGACUCUUGACUACUACCUGUACACAACAAAUGAAUUGCUUCAUUCAGCAAGAAUAUUUGUCCACUUGCAGUCUUUAAGCCUUGUCUCGUGUUCAUUGAUAACAGAUAGCGGCCUGAAUGCUGUGAGAGGUAUGAAAUCUCUCAAAUCCCUGAACUUGAGUGGCUGCAGUCAGAUUACAAACUCCUGUUUUUCUUUGUUGUCAGAGCUACCAAACCUACAGAGCCUGAGCUUGGAAGGUACCAGUGUCACAGAUCCAAGUGUUAUUCAGUUUGCUGAGUCUGGGAGUUGUCCCCAUCUGCAGCAUUUAGACCUGAGUCGGACACCGGUCACUCAUGAGAUCUUCAUGCAUUUACAAAAAUUUACAAAGUUGAGAUCGCUGUAUUUAAAACAGUGUAAGAUUUCCAGCUUGGUUGGCUUAGAUGGUGUUGUCACACUGGAAAAUUUAGACAUCUCUGAUACUAAUAUAGUAACAGACUCUGUCUUAUGCCUCACUCGACUUCCAAACCUGCGGCAAAUAAGCCUCACAGGAACCCAGGAGGUGCAUGGGGACAAAGCCCUGUAUUAUCUCAAAGAUAUGAAACUGACAUCAUUGCUGUUGCCAAGCAGAAGCACAACCACUGAUAUUGGCAUGGCUUUUAUCUCAGGUUUUCUCUUGACAAGCCUGGAUCUCACAAACUACACAAAUAUCACAGAUGCUGGGAUGGUUCACAUUGGGAAGAUUGUGAGUUUGAAGAAAUUGCUGCUGUCCAACACAAAAGUGUCUGAUGAAGGUGUACAAUAUUUGACAGGUCUUGUAAAUUUAGAGGUCUUUUUUGUUGACAGAACAUUUUUAUCAAAUGCUGGAGCAGCAGUAAUUAGCAAUUUCAAAAAUUUGAAUGAGCUGAGUUUGUCAGAAACAAGUGUCACAGGUGACUUCCUGAAACAAGGAAUACUGAACAGUUGUAUCAAUCUGACAAAACUCAACAUGAGCAAAACAAUUAUUGGGGAUAAAGGAAUUGCUUUCUUGAAAAUGCCCAACCUUCAGUAUUUGAACCUUGAUUGCACACAUGUUCAUCCACACAUGCUCAGUGUCAUUGAGAAGAAUUGCCCACAGUUGAAGAAAGUGACAAUUGUGACCCUGUCUUCAGUCAUGGAGGUUGAAGAGAACUAA